CGCGCCGGAGUUCGGAGCAACGAAAGAUUUGGCUUUAACGGUUUAAAUGUCGGAACAAACAACCAGUCAAAUAUUAAGUUUUUUUGUAUAAGCGAUGCCAAAUUAAAUAUUCGUCAGGAAAUCGCGCUUGUUAUUCGUUAUCGGACAUAAUUUGCUCAAGCUUACGCGACAAGGUGUCCAAACACAGAGAUUAUGAAGAUGGCGUUUAUUAAAGUGGAGAGUGAAGACCUGAAGAUUGAAGACACAUUCACAGUCAAACAUGAAGACCCAGAGAAACAAACAGAGCUGAUGGUGCUGAAAGAAGAGACUGAAGAACUGAAUGAAACAGAAGAGAAAGAGCUGAUGGUGCUGAAAGAAGAGACUCAAGAACUGAAUGAAAUGGAAGAGAAAGAUCAGUUUGAGAAAAACCAAGACUUGAUGACUGAUAAAUCUACCAUAACAAAAAAGACUUCACCUUGUGAAAGAGCUCAGGAAACCAAAUCUAAUGGUAACUUUACCUGCAGUCAAUGUGGAAAAAGUUUUACUCAAAAAUACAAGCUUAGAGUUCACAUUAGAGUUCACACUGGAGAGAAGCCUUUCUCAUGUGAUCGGUGUGGAAAGAGAUUCAUUGACAAAUCGAAGCUUGUAUCCCACAUGAUUACUCAUACCAAUGAGAGGCCUUACCCGUGUCCCGAGUGUGGAAAGAGUUUCAAACAAAAGCAAAAUCUUGCAAUUCACAUGAGAAUUCACACUGGAGAGAAGCCUUUCUCAUGUGAUCAGUGUGACAUGAGUUUCAGUCAAACCCAUUACCUUAAAGCCCACAUGAACGUUCACACCAAGGAGAAGCCUUAUGCCUGCCAACAGUGUGGAAAGACAUUCAGGCAAAUUAAAAUCUAUAAAAAUCACAUCAAACUUCACACAGGAGAGAAGCCGUGUGUCUGCCCUCAGUGUGGAAUGAGAUUCAUUCAUAAACAAAGACUUGAAACACACAUGAAAGUUCACAAUAAAGACAUACAGGCAAUAAAGCCUUUCCUUUGCCAGCAAUGUGGAAAGAGUUUUGCUCAAAAAGGUACCCUUAAACUCCAUAUGAGAGUUCACACUGGAGAAAAACCCUACACUUGCUCUCAAUGCGGGAAGAGUUUUACACAGAAAGGCAACCUUGAUUCUCACAUGAAGACUCACGCAGAAGAGAAAUCUUUCCUCUGCCAACAGUGUGGAAAGAGUUUCAGUCAAAAGAAAUGCCUUGAAAUCCACAUGAGAGUUCACACUGGAGAGAGACCUUACAUUUGCUCUCAAUGUGGAAGGAGUUUUACACAGAAAGGCAACCUUAAUUCCCACAUGAGGACUCACGCUGGAGAGAAGCCGUUUAUAUUUGGACAAAGUGUCCAAACACUGAGGAAAACUCCUGCUGAAGCGACUGAUCUCCACACUGUUAUAAAGAUGGCGUUUAUUAAAGAGGAGAGUGAAGACCUGAAGAUUGAAGACACAUUCACGGUCAAACAUGAAGAUUCAGAGGAACAAACAGAGCUGAUGGUGGUAAAAGAAGAGACUCAAGAACCUAAAGAAAGGGAAGAGAAAGAUCAGUUUGAGGAACACCAAGAUAUAAUGACUGAUGAAAAAUCUACCAAGACAAAAAAGACUUCACCUCAUAAAAGAGCUCAGGAACCCAAAUCUAAUGGUAACUUUACCUGCAGUCAGUGUGGAAAAAGUUUUACUCAAAGACACAACCUUAUAGUGCAUAUUAGAAUUCACACUGGAGAGAAGCCUUUCUCAUGUGAUCAGUGUGGAAAGAGUUUCAUUGGAAAGUCAAGACUAGUAUCCCACAUGAGUACUCACACCAGAGAGAGGCCUUACUUGUGUCCUCAGUGUGGGAAGAGUUUCAAACAAAAGCAUAAUAUUGCAAUUCACAUGAGAAUUCACACUGAAGAGAAGCCUUUCUCAUGUGAUCUGUGUGGAAGGAGUUUCAGACAAAAAUCAAGACUUGAUAUUCAUAUGAGUACUCACACGAGGGAGAGGCCUUAUGCCUGCCAACAGUGUGGAAAGAGAUUCAGGCAAAUUCAAAUCCUUAAGAAUCACAUUAAACUUCACACUGGAGAGAAGCCUUAUGUCUGCCCUCAGUGUGGAAUGAGAUUCGUUCAAAAACAAAGACUUGAAACACACAUGAAGGUUCACAAUAAAGACAUACAGACAAUAAAGUCUUUCCUUUGCCAGCAAUGUGGAAAGAGUUUUGCUCAAAAGGGUACCCUUAAAAUCCACAUGAGAGUUCACACCGGAGAGAGACCUUACACUUGCUCUCAAUGUGGGAAAAGCUUUACACAGAAAAGCAAACUUGAUUACCACAUGAGGCUUCACACUGGAGAGAAACCUUACACUUGCUCUCAAUGUGGAAGGAGUUUUACACAGAGAGCCAACCUAGAUUACCACAUGAGAACUCACACCGGAGAGAGACCUUACCUCUGCCAACAGUGUGGAAAGAGUUUCAGUCAAAAGAAAUGCCUUGAAAUCCACAUGAGAGUUCACACUGGGGAGAGACCUUACAUUUGCUCUCAAUGUGGAAGGAGUUUUUCACAGAAAGGCAACCUUGAUUCCCACAUGAGGACUCACGCUGGAAAGAAGCCGUUUGUAUUUGGUCAAUAGAGUUCGGUUUCAAGGACUGGUUCCAUUUCAGAACUGCAUGGAAAAUGCUGCUAGGACCUUUGCCGAUAAAGCUUUGCUUCCAAAAUAUGACUCAAGUGAUGAUUUCCCUCACGGGCGUGAUGAGACCUUUUGAGGGGAGAACGAUUGAGAAGUGAAGUGUCGGGGGGUAAAAAAGUGCAGGUGCUCAAGGAACAGGUUUCAAGUGCACCCUGCCUCUGCACGUACCUGAUUACCCUUCACCUAUGAGAAUGCGUUGCAUAUGUAAAUUAUUACUUUAGGUAAAGUAAACAGUUAAUUAUUUUAUGACAUUGACGCAGGUUUUAUAAUGUUGCCAUGUAAACACUACUCCUAUUUGAACCCAGUAGUAGGUCUAUAGUAAAACUCGUCAUCUUCUGGAUGUGACUGUCAAUAAAGACUCAUCAUAAGUA
Molecule: messenger RNA, 3044 nt
Organism: Danio aesculapii
Lineage: Eukaryota; Metazoa; Chordata; Actinopteri; Cypriniformes; Danionidae
Product: zinc finger protein OZF-like
Exons: 6
Coding region: 193-2616 (807 amino acids)
Biological process (GO): regulation of transcription by RNA polymerase II
Molecular function (GO): DNA-binding transcription factor activity; RNA polymerase II cis-regulatory region sequence-specific DNA binding
Source: RefSeq, a predicted model, not a curated record